Closterium sp. NIES-65 is the source of this 3666-nucleotide messenger RNA. The record is from the annotation of a GenBank genome assembly. Lineage: Eukaryota; Viridiplantae; Streptophyta; Zygnematophyceae; Desmidiales; Closteriaceae.
AUGGAGAGGGUGCGGGUUGGGCGGAAGGAGAAGCGCGGGGAGGAGGGGAGGCGCGGGGGUCGCGCGGAGAGCGAGGAGCGGGAGGAGCGUGAUAAGGGUGAGGGGAGGAGGGAGAGAGAUCAGAUGAGGGCGAGGGAUGGCUUGGGGGAAGGUGAGCGCGAGCGAGAUGUGAUUAGGGUCAGGGACGGCGGGAGGGGCAGGGAGAGCGAGAGGGGACGAGGAAGGGAUGACGUGGAUGGGAGGCGAAGGGAGAGAGAGGAUGAUGGUGGCAGGGAUAGGCGAUGGGAUGGCGAGAUGGAGAGGGAGAGGGAGCGAGACGGCAGGAGGGGGAGGGGCAGGUCGGGCCGGCACAGGCGGGGAGGGUCCGAUUCGGAUGGGAGUGAGAGCAGCGGCGAGUGGGAGAGGGAGCGAGAGAGGGAGAGGGGGGGGGUAAGGGGGAGAGGAAGGGAAGAUAGGCACAGGAGGCAUGAGGAAGGCAGGCGAGAGGAGGGGCGGCGAGAGAGGGGGAGGGGCGAGUGGGAGGGAGAGGAGAGGCGGGGCGACGGGCGGGGGGCUCCCGUGCGCGCACCCAAUGCUGAUGCUGCCGCCACUCCUGCCCCCGCCGCUGCUGCCGCUGCUGGCGGAGCAGCAGGCCCAGGCGCAGGUCCGGCAGCAGGCAAGGCAGCAGCAGCGCGGGACACAGGGCGCACGGGAGGCGCGUACAUCCCGCCGUUCAAGCUGGCGCGCAUGCUGCAGGAGGUGAACGACCGCAGCAGCGCGGAGUACCAGCGCCUCACGUGGGACGCGCUGCGCAAGUCCAUCAACGGGCUGGUCAACAAAGUCAACGCCAGCAACAUCAAGAACAUCAUUCCCGAGCUCUUUGCGGAGAACCUGGUGCGCGGCAGGGGGCUGCUGUGCCGCGCGUGCAUCAAGUCGCAGAUGGCCAGCCCCACGUUCACUCACGUGUUUGCGGCGCUGGUGGCGGUGGUGAAUACCAAGUUCCCCGAGCUGGGCGAGCUGCUGCUCAAGAGGAUCAUCCUGCAGUUCAGGAGGGCCUUCCGGCGCAAUGACAAGCCGGUGCUGGUGGCAGCAUGUCGCUUCCUCGCGCACCUCUGCAACCAGCAGGUGGCUCACGAGAUCGUGGCACUCGAGCUGCUCACACUGCUGCUGGAGACGCCCACGGAUGAUAGUGUGGAGGUGGCAGUGAGCUUCGUGAAGGAGUGUGGCGCCAUGCUGCAGGACCUCUCGCCCCAGGGCCUUCACAGCAUAUUCGAGCGCUUCCGCGGCAUCCUGCACGAGGGGGAGAUCGACAAGCGCGUGCAGUUCACCAUCGAGGGGCUCUUCGCGAUUCGCAAGGCCAAGUUCGAGGGCUUCCCAGCAGUGCUCCCCGAGCUGGAUCUGGUGGAGGAGGAGGAUCAGAUCACGCACGAGCUGUCGCUGGAGGAGCCUUAUGACCCCGAGACUUCACUUGAUGUGUUCAAGUUCGACCCCGACUACCUGGCCAACGAGCAGCGCUACAAGGAGAUCAAAGCCGAGAUCCUGGGAGACGAGGAGGAGGAAGAGGACGACAAGGGCGAGAAGGGGGACGACGACGAGGAGGAGGAGGAGGAUGAGGAGAGCAGUGAGGAGGAGGAGGACGAGGAGGAGCAGGCGAAGCAGCAGGAGAUUUGCGACGAGACGGAGACCAACCUGGUGAAUCUGCGGCGCACCAUCUAUCUGACCAUCAUGGCGUCCGUCAACUUUGAGGAGGCGGGCCACAAGCUGAUGAAAGUCAACCUGCAGCCGGGGCAGGAGAUGGAGCUGUGUGAGAUGCUUCUAGCCUGCUGCUCCCAGGAGCGCACCUACCUGCGCUACUAUGGGCUGCUGGGCCAGCGAUUCUGCAUGCUGAACCGCGCCUACCAGGAGUGUUUCGAGCAGUGCUUUGUGAAGCAGUACAGCAUGAUUCACCGCCUCGAGACCAACAAGCUGCGCAACGUCGCCAAGCUCUUCGCUCACUUCCUCGCCACUGACGCCAUGCCCUGGGCGCUGCUCUCUUAUAUUCGCUUGACCGAAGAGGACACCUCCUCCUCGUCCCGUAUUUUCAUCAAGAUCAUGUUCCAGUGGGCUCUCUUUGCCCACUUCCUCGCCACUGACGCCAUGCCCUGGGCGCUGCUCUCUUAUAUUCGCCUCACAGAGGAGGAUACGUCCUCUUCAUCGCGCAUUUUCAUCAAGAUCAUGUUCCAGGCUAGCAUGCGCUCACAGGCCCAUAGGCUGUUCGCUCACUUCCUCGCCACCGACGCCAUGCCCUGGGCGCUGCUCUCCUACAUCCGCCUCACAGAGGAGAACACCUCAUCAUCCUCCCGUAUCUUCUUCAGAAUCAUGUUCCAGCUCCAGGCGGUGCCCUGGGAAUGGAAAACGAGGAAGAAGCAGGCGUACUAUAUUAUGACGACCUGUCAAGGUGCAGUACUCAAGGACUUCCACGCUUCACUUUCUUUGGAAACGAGUAUGCCGAUCUUGACCAGGGCGACGAAAGCUGCUGCUACUAUGACGACGCAAGAAGGCCAGACCUCUCCGCCGCUGGAGCAGACGGCUGGUACGGACGCGGAUGCUGGCACUCGUGUCACCCCCCCUGCUGAUGGUCGCGUCGCUCCAGUGGUCGCGACGGCGUCAACGUCUUCUGCUCCACCCUCUGCAUCUCCAGUUCCGGAUCCAGUGGCGCCUGCGCCUGCGGCCUCGUCUACAUAUGCCUCUGCAGGGGGGGGCGAGGAGGACGAGGAUGACGACGAUGGUUACUUAAGCGACGACCCGGAAGAAGGCAUUGAAGUGCAGAUUAAAGUUGCACUGGCGGCUAAGGCGCGAGUUACGCUGACGCUCUUGAUUCCGUUCGAACUGGCGAAGGAGAUGGCCGCAGUGAAGCCCUCGGUGAAAGCGCUUCUGAUCUUCCUGAAACAAAAGAAGAAGUUAUCGGACAAGGCACUUGACGAUGUCGCGUUCCAGGAACUGCUUCCGACGUUCAUCUCCAAGAUCCACUUCAGUCGCCUGCAAGUCACGCUCGCGACGGCUGAAGACGCGGAAGUGGUGCGUCAGCACCGUGUGGAGCACAUUGUCAGAACUACGAAACAUCAGUUUGGCUGGCUGCAUCCGGUGAACCGUGCUUACGUGAAUGCGAAAUCUGACCUGCCGGAAGGAGUGGAAGUUCUGCUGAAGGGAGUCCCGGCGGAGAUCACGCCGCUCAUCGUGUAUGAAUCGCUGGUGGUUGCGAAGCUACAGAAGCGCGGCCGUUCAGCAUUCUUGCAGGGCGCAGGCUUUCACCGUGUGGUUGACCCUGUUUCGGGAUUGGACACGGACAAGAUUCGCGGGUUGGUGGUCCCGCAUCCAGGGGACAUGUACCGCUGGCGCCAUGUGGUGGAGGACCCGCUCACGGCCUCCAUCCAGUCGGCAGGGGUGGUGAGGAAGAUUCUCCGCGACCCGGCGUUGGUCCUUAUCUCGACGGAAGCCAAUGUGGAAGAAUGGCUGUGUGUCCAGGAGUGCUGCGAGCGGGCGCAUGGCGACUCUUUCGCACAGGCAGUGGCUCAUAUUGGUUCCUUCAGCCAUGGUGCGGCUCUGGGCUCGGCAGGUGUGGCGACUCGCGCGACCAAGGCGAAGCAGAGCCUGCGCGCGGCGAAAAAGCUGUACGGGAUCCGUGCAGAGAAGGCGAAGGGGAAGUAG